Hemicordylus capensis (graceful crag lizard) is the source of this 7197-nucleotide messenger RNA. RefSeq names its product gamma-aminobutyric acid type A receptor subunit gamma1 (gene GABRG1). Gene Ontology annotation, cellular component: dendrite membrane; postsynapse; neuron projection. The transcript has 9 exons. The record is from RefSeq and is a predicted model, not a curated record. Gene Ontology annotation, molecular function: GABA-gated chloride ion channel activity; inhibitory extracellular ligand-gated monoatomic ion channel activity; transmitter-gated monoatomic ion channel activity involved in regulation of postsynaptic membrane potential. Lineage: Eukaryota; Metazoa; Chordata; Lepidosauria; Squamata; Cordylidae. The coding region runs from base 360 to 1763 and encodes 467 amino acids. Gene Ontology annotation, biological process: monoatomic ion transmembrane transport; regulation of postsynaptic membrane potential; chloride transport.
ACCCCAUAUUCUUUCUCUUCUCUUUGAAAUCCACCACUCUCACAACGCGCCAAGUUUUCUUCCUCCUUGCUUCUGACAAACAGAAUGUUCUGCCCCUCGGACGGGUUGAUUGGCUGUUCGGAUAAUUCAUGGCGCAACCUGAGGAGCCGAUUGGUCAGUCCCGCCUUGACGGGCCCUUCCAGUGUCCGCGGCUACCUGUUUGAUGAGGGAAUUCUCGUGCUCUCCCUAAGCGCUGCUGCUGCUGUGGCGGCUGGAGGACAGGUGGGCUGGCAGACCGGGGCGGCGCUGGCAUUUGCGGAGUAAAGACCGACGCUCACGCGCGCGGGCGGCAAACAAGCAGAGACGGAGCCGGACCUCGCAUGGAUUCGUGGCGGUGCCUCUGCUUCCCCUUGCCUCUCUGGAGCCCCCGAAGCGGGGUGAGGCUGCUGCUCCUGCUCUUGACAGUGCGCUUGGGGAGCUGCCCUGAUAAAGCAGAUGAUGAGGAUGAUGAAGACCUAACAGUGAACAAAACAUGGGUGCUUGCCCCAAAGAUACAUGAAGGAGACGUCACUCUUAUACUGAACUCUUUACUCCAAGGCUAUGAUAAUAAACUUCGGCCAGAUAUUGGAGUGAGAACCACAGUAAUUGAAACAGAUGUCUAUGUUAACAGCAUUGGUCCAGUUGAUCCAAUUAAUAUGGAGUACACCAUAGAUAUAAUUUUUGCCCAGACCUGGUAUGACAGUCGUCUGAAAUUUAAUAGCACCAUUAAAGUACUUAUGUUGAAUAGCAAUAUGGUUGGAAAAAUAUGGAUUCCCGACACUUUCUUCCGAAACUCAAGGAAAUCGGAUGCUCAUUGGAUCACAACUCCAAACCGAUUGCUUCGAAUUUGGAGUGAUGGACGAGUAUUAUACACCCUAAGGUUGACAAUUAAUGCUGAAUGUUAUCUUCAGCUUCAUAAUUUUCCAAUGGAUGAGCAUUCAUGUCCACUGGAGUUUUCAAGCUAUGGAUACCCAAGGAAUGAAAUUGUAUAUAAAUGGAAGAAAACUUCUGUCGAAGUAGCAGAUCCCAAAUACUGGAGAUUGUAUCAAUUUGCAUUUGUAGGCCUAAGAAAUACAACAGAUAUCUCUCAUACACAGUCUGGGGAUUAUGUUGUCAUGACAAUCUUCUUUGUUCUGAGCAGACGUAUGGGGUAUUUUACAAUUCAGACAUACAUUCCUUGCAUAUUGACCGUUGUUCUUUCCUGGGUCUCCUUCUGGAUUAAUAAAGAUGCAGUGCCAGCAAGGACGUCAUUAGGCAUCACCACCGUGUUGACUAUGACAACGCUGAGUACAAUUGCAAGGAAGUCUCUUCCCAAGGUUUCCUAUGUUACAGCAAUGGACCUUUUUGUCUCUGUGUGUUUUAUUUUUGUGUUUGCUGCCUUGAUGGAGUAUGGCACCUUGCAUUAUUUCACCAGCAACAAAAAAGGGGCCAAAGAGAAAGACAAGAAAUCAAAGAACAAGUCAUCAAAUCUGCCUGUGCUUACAGUCCGCCCUGGAUCAACAUUAAUUCCAAUGAACAAUAUCCGUCACCUUCAAGAACAUGAUGACAGUUAUGGAUACGAGUGUCUUGAAGGUAAAGACUGCACCAGCUUCUUUUGCUGCUUUGAUGACUGCCGCACAGGAUCAUGGAGAGAAGGAAGGAUACACAUCCGAGUGGCCAAAAUUGACUCUUACUCUCGGAUCUUUUUCCCCACAGCCUUUGCCCUAUUCAACCUUGUUUAUUGGAUUGGUUAUCUUUACCUGUAAGUACCAGAUAUUUCACAGUCCUGGACAAGGGAUAACUGACACUUUUAAACACAUCAUAAUGAACAAGCUUUAAAAGUUAAAGCUUCUCACUUUUUUCUUUUUUAAUGCCUUAUGUUUCAAAAAUACAGAAUCCGAGAACAAAUUGAAACACUGAUAAAACUCUUCUCCCUUGACCAGUUACAAACUUGUUUUGAAAUUAUUCAGAUUUGUAAAGAGGAUGGAUUUAUACAUUUCCCUUUAUUUUUGAACUAACUUUAAUAAAAAUCAGUGGUUUAAAGGCUAGAUCAGGAAUUUCUUCCUAAGUUUUUUAAAGAGGACAACAGUUCUGUAGCAGCUCUUACACCAAAGCUGACAAAGCCUUAAUACCCUGGAAACUAAGACUAAUCUGAAAAAGAUUGACUUACCUACUUCUGAUCCCAGAGUAAUUAGAUCUAAGCCAGUUUAAAUACAUUGACAAAUAAAGCACUUUAAUGGGAUGUAAUCAGUUUAAACCACUUACUCUGGCUUGAGCAAUUUGUGGAUAGGAAUGAAAGGACAAUGCUGAGGAUCAAAUUACAUGUGAUCCAGAGGGCAGGAACAUGGGAAGCUGCCAACUACUGAGUCAGACCAUCUAGCUUAGUAUUGUCUACUCUGAUAAUAGCUCCCCAGGGCUUCAGGCAGGCAUUUUUCUCAGCCCUACCUGGAGAUGUCUGAGAUUGAACAUGGGACCUUCAGCAUUGCUAAACUGAUGCUCUACCACUGAACCAUGCCCCCCUCCCAAUAAUAAGAUCUCCCAGUGCAUUUUUUAGCCUUAAAGGCAGCUUUGGAGCCCUUGAUUUGGAUUAUGGCUGUAGAAGUGGAAGGGAGGUUUAACCUUUCCCCCUUGCACUGCUCUUCCAAUGGAAAUUGCCUUUUGAAACUCUUAAUAGCCAUGGAGAGAGAAAGAAAGGCAGGUACUGUAUUCAUAUACCUGCAGGAAGUAGUCAUUUGCAUUUAGUCAUCAGACCAUAGCAAAACAGAUUAUACAAAAUAUACCAUCAAAUUAACACGCAGGCCCAAACUGAUAAAAAAUACAAUGAAUCUAAAAAUCCAAUAGAAACAGAUUGUAUAAUACAUUCACAUAAAACUCAAAUACAGACUCUAUUAAAACUACAACUAAAAGUAUUACAACUAAAACUCAGAAUCCCUCCAAGUCACAGCAUUUUCCUCAGGUACUUCCCUCUAAUAUUAAUAACUGUGGAUAAAAAAUGAGCAGUCUUGGUUAUUAUAUAUUUAUCUUAAUCACACAACAAAUAAAACACUGUAUUUUGGGCAGGCAUCUGCAUAAAAUUCAAGAUGCGUCCUAGAUGCAAUUCUCUUUCAGACUUAUACAAUGGAUAUUGCAUCAUAAUUUGCACUAAAUCCUCAAUAGAAUUUAAACCACAGGGUAGGUACACUCAAGAUAAGGCUCAUUACUAUAUCCUCCCCUAGAACAGCCGAUGUCAUGAUAUUAACAGGCACUAUCUCCUGUCCAAUGUCUAGUGGCAGCUUUUGAGGGAAAUGAUUUUUAUGGGGGAAAUGGUGCAGAGGUGAGGGUCACACCUCUCUUCCUCAUCACCAGAGUCCAAACUGGGCCUCCACAGUGGCUAAGGAUGAAAACAUAUAUUGGAAGUGCUAAUCACGGAUCAUAUGUAGUGGCCCUGACUAAACUUCUAAUUGACUAGUCCUCUUAUGCAUUGAAUAUUUUUGUUUCAUAACACGAUCUAUAAUGGAAGUAUGUGAGAACCUGAAUAGGAUAUUGAUAUUCAUCUGCCUAGUGCUACAUUCAAGAGAUGAGAGCAGCAUGCAACAAACAUGUUACAUAAAGGGAUGGUAUUCUGAACUUUUUGUCUUUUACGUCAUGUAUCUUAUGUUUACUUUUGUUGCAACUGUCAUUUAUCUGCCAUCAAUUCAGAGAUUUCUUACUGGAAGGCAAUAUUCUGAAGCAGAUAAAUGUUUUCCAAUUAUCCACAGUGUACAAUGAACUCCAACAGAACGGUCCUCAGGCCAUGUUCCUGUGAUACGUAAGCAGUGUGGCUGCUGCUUCUGUUUGUCAUUUCUCACAAGAAAGAAGAAAAGGAAAGCCUCAGUAUGUGAACAAAGCCUCACAAGAUGCACUUCAAAAAGUUUAUUAAGGUCCUGCUUUUUGCAGUAGAUCACUCUUCUUCAAAGGAAACUUAGCUAGGUUCUUUUAAAACAACUAAAGAAAUUUUGUGCGGCUUCUGCCACUCCAGCGAUGCUGGAAAUGAGGAAACCACAUGGGAUGAAGACCAAGUGUUAACUUCCCAUAUUAACAUUGUCCCCCACACCCAGGGGCCAAGCAUCUAAAUCCAUUAUUGGCCUCUCCUCAAGUGAAUUUUUGAUUGUUGUCAAAUCCAAAGUUGCUACUGUCAUGUGAGAAGUGACAGUGCAGAAGCAGCAACUACAGGACUUCUGUGCCAUCUGAAGAGUGGCCCACUGAAAGUUGAUGUGUGUGUUUAUUUAUGAAGAGUUUUAUGUCAAAUAAUCCUGGAAUUUGUUGGAAGCUGCUAGAAAAAUGCCUCAUGAAAACGUACACCCGUGGAUUCCUCCUAUAGUCUAAGCUAGAAUGAUACAUAAGUUCUAAGGGAACAGAAUGGAGACUGCUGAGACAUAGAUUGAGCUUAAAAAAUAUCCCCCAGUCCAAAUGUGACUGCAGCUACUCAUUCACUGGUUUUGACAAGCCACUAGCUUUCACUCUCAGAUCUGUAUCAGUAAUAUGGGCAAUGAUACAGGCCUAUCUUAAAGGACUGCUGUGAGCUAUUUAUUUUAUUAUUUAUUUAUUUAGUACCUUUAUAUACCGCCCCAUACAAAAAAAGUCCCUGGGCAGUUCACAAUAUAAAUCAAUUAAAACAUUAACACAAUUAAAACAAUUUAAAAUACAAUAAAAACUUUUCUCUAUAACCAAAUCUUUAAAACUAUAAACUAAAAGCCCGACUAAACAGUUUUAGGUCCCUUAGGUCCUAAAUAUUUUAGGUCCUUCUUAAAAAUAUUCAGAGAAGGGGAAACUCUAAUUUCAUUAGGAAGCAAGAAGAAGGCAUUCUCUUAAAUACCUCAGACUCAAGCCGUUUAGGCUCUAUAGGUAGUAACUAGCACGUUGUAUUUCACCCGGAAACUUAUUGGCAGCCAGUGUAGUUCUUUUUAAAUGGGUGUAAUAUGAUCUCUUCAGGCAAGACCCGGAGACCAACCUGGCUGUUGCAUUCUGUACUAAUUGCAGUUUCCGAACUGCUUACAAAGGUAGUGUGACGUAGAGCGCAUUGUAGUAGUCAAGCCUGGAUAUUACCAGCAUAUGUACCACUGUUUUAAGGUAGUUUAUCUCCAGAAAUGGACGUAGCUGGUGAAUCAGCCAAAGCUGAUAAAAAGUACUCCUGGCCACUGCCUCAACCUGAGAAAUCAGGGAGAGGUUUGGGUCCAGAAGUACUCCCAGACUAUGUACCUGCUUCAGGAAAGGAUGACAUAACUGCUAAUACUAUCACACUCUGACGAGAUAUUUUGAAUAUCAAAAGCUGCACAGCCUGAAUUUCUUGAGGACCUCAGUUUAAGUAGAGAUAUAGGCAAGGAAUUUAAAAAAUAAAUGCAAAUAAAUACACUUCAAACUUGGGAUUAAGAGUGCAUUGUGAUGUCAGGGAUGACUUUGAGCUUUCCACUCAUGGUGUGGUGCUGUGCUUGAUUCAUUACAGUGGUUAACCAUUUCGUGGCCAUAACCUACUACCAGAUUCUGCAGACUCUAAAUGUAUGUUCUGUUCUUUUAGAAGAACAGAGAGAGAGAGAGAGAGAGAGAGAGAGAGAGAGAGAGACUCGUGAAGGACUUACACUCUAUUCAGUCCCUCACUGGGGACUGAACCUGGCAAUUAAUGAAUGUUUGGCUUGUGUACCACCAGUUAGUGCUGUUCAAAGGAGGGAACUACAGAAAGAUUAGCUAGAGCUGGCAAGAGCCAGAGCAGGUCAGGUCAGGUGUUACUCCCUGAUCAUAUAAAGGCUGCCUGAUCACUCUUGUUUACUGAUCUCAGCAAGCUAGGGAUUCUCUUCCUGUUUCUGCUACAAACCUCCAGGUGCCUUUCUGACAUUAUAGUUUUCUGGCCUUAUCCCUUUACCUCAUUUCAUUCCUGCCAAGGGUGCAGCUAGGGGAGAAGGGGCCCGUGUUCACCCCUUUCUCCAAUGGCCUCUCGGAGUGGGGGAGAUAAUGAACAAAAUAGGGAGGGGUGGAGAUGGGGCCCCCCAGGAGCUGGGGCCCCCAAGUUCUUUGAACCUAUUCACUCAAUUAUAGCUAUACCCCUGAUUCUAGCCUCUCCUUGUCCUACCCUUGACUGGAGUCUGUUCUGAUGAAACUAUAAUGUUCCCCAGAAUAUAAUAUGUUACUUGCAGACACAUUUCUGCCACAACUGACCAUAUCCUGACAAUAAAUAAAUCACAAAAGGUUUGCACAUGCUGGUUGUAAUAACUUUGACAAAUAAUAUGAUUCACAAGGGAGCCCACUGACAUAAAAUAAAAAUAAAUUUAAAGGAACACUCACAUGUUAAAUGGUGCCACAUGAAAAAAUUGUGACCCAUUUAUGAUGGACAAGUACAACAAUCACCACUUUCCCCACAACAUGACCUCCUUAUGAAAGAGGCUCAAGGCCCACGGUUGAUCCCUGAUCCCCUAUACUCCAUAGUUUUCUCUUAGCAGACUCAUUUGACCAUCACUUAUCUCCCAUCCCACAUGCAAAUGAGAGCUUUCUCCUAGAUGUCCAUGCAUCUCUCUGGUAAAAUCCCAUUUGUGGUUGCGGGGCAGUAACAGAGCUAAACUGUUGCCUCUUCAAAACAUACCAAUCUCCCUCCAAUGCUAAAGGUAAGCUUCCUGUUGUGUCUUGGGGACAGCUGUAGGAAGUGGGUCACAAGGGGCACUUGACCAAAGCCCUAUCAAAUCUGGAGCCAGCCAUGCAUGAUAUAGAUGUGCAUGGAAAAGCAGUGGUUGGCCACGGUCCAAGUGUCACAUGUCCCCUGUGGUUUGAAGAUGUGUAGCUUCCAUUCACAUUUUAUAUCCACCAUGCAAACACUGGUGGAACAAAGGUGUUGCUGGGAUGUAUUAAACAGCAUGCUAAAGGGGAAUUUGGCAGUUCUCUUUAAGAGACAUGGCUGUAAAAUAACGAUUACAAUGUGCAGGGGGGAAAGUUCAAUUCUAUCUCUUUGCUUCCGGAGUCAUUUUAUAAUGUUUACUUGGUUUAAUGUUUUGUAUAAAGCUGUCUGAUGUGCUAGUGUUUUGUGAUUGGGCCACUAUCUUUCUGAAGUGACUGAAAAUAUUGGUGUUCAAAUCUCUAGCUGUAUAUAGGCAGGGAAUUGUCUGGUUUCCGAUUCUGCCUGGUGGAGAGUUCUAUGAACUCAUAGUCUUCAACAAUCUUUAGCCAACAAAAGCUGGUCUAAUAAAAGAUUCCACAUUA